AUGGACAACAAGAUCUGGUUUAUUUUCCUCAUGAUUUUUGCAUCUUUUACGGCUAUGGCAGUAGCACGACCACAGGAUUCGGGCGCUUCAUGCGGCCCAAAUGCACAGUAUACUACCAUAUGCGGCCCUGUUUGUCCGCCCAGAUGCAGUGAUCAUUGGGUGGCCAGAACUUGCGUAGCAGGAUGCAUCCCCGGUUGCAGGUGCAAUUCCGGAUAUGUGCUGAACGAUGCUGGCAAAUGUGUGACGAGAAGUGAAUGUUAAUCGAACGAAGCACACGGCGUUAUUCUUGAAGUUGUGUUUAAAAAGUACACAUUCUUAUUUUAGAAUUUUUUUCGGCAGGCAUUCUAUAAUUAUUAUUUCAA
Molecule: messenger RNA, 362 nt
Organism: Bactrocera tryoni
Lineage: Eukaryota; Metazoa; Arthropoda; Insecta; Diptera; Tephritidae
Product: venom peptide CtAPI-like
Exons: 2
Coding region: 1-261 (86 amino acids)
Source: RefSeq, a predicted model, not a curated record